GGUGGGGUGGGCCACGUCAGGAAGCCGGUGCGGGGCUGAGCUUGUGGCAGAAGAGAGAGGCUGCAUACAUACAUAUAAGAGAGGCAAAAAUGUCAGAUGAUAUCAGAAAAAGGUUUGAUUUUCCAAAUUCUCUUAUCCAGUCACAGGCUGUGGGUCAUCUUAUUGCUGCAGUCCUAAAGGAAAAUGGCUUUUCAGGAAAGAUUCACCAAUCCACAAACCAGACCCCUGCUUUGAACUUGCUGUGGGAGAAGUGCUGCAGUGACAGUGUGGUGGUUCGAACAGCCUGCUGUGAGGGUCUGGUGGCGCUUGUUGCUCAGGAUCAUGCAGAGUUUAGCUAUGUUCUCAAUGGAAUUCUCAAUCUGAUUCCGUCAACCAGGAAUACACAUGGCCUGAUAAAAUCCAUUAUGAAAUUAUUUCAAAUGCAAGCCUUAAAGGAAGGACAAGGCGGGGAGAAGAACAUUCAGGAUAUAUAUACUAUUAGAACUCGUCCUCAGCCUUUGAUCACUGUGCUUGAACACAGACCUGAUUGCUGGCCAGUGCUUUUGCAGCAGUUGACAGCUUUUUUCCAGCAAUGCCCUGAAAGGUCGGAAGUUUCAUGUGUCCAAAUAAUGGCACCAUUUUUGUGGUAUCUGUAUUGUGAACCAUCCCAGUCACAAGAAUAUGCUAAACUCCGACUAGCCCUGCGAAAAGUCUUACUUCAACCCCGGGUUCCCUGUGAUGAAGCACAGCCAUCCAUACUGGAACAACAGAUACUUCAGCUCUGUUGCGACAUGAUUCCGUGUUUGCAGAUCAAAGAUCUGAUACAGACAACAGAAGUGAUGCUGUUUAUUGAGGAAUUAUAUUUAAGUCUUUUGCGUCAUCCUGUUUUCUGGAAAAUUCAGCUGACCCAGCUAACCCUGCAGUUGCUGUGUAUCUGUGAAGUCAGCUUAAAGAUAACUGGGGAAUGCUCAUCUUUAAUUCAGCUUUUAGACCGCAGCGUUGAACUUCUGAAGGAGGAUUUUCCUGUUGAAUUGGUCAUAAUUGGAAUAGCUUUACUUCUUCUACAGACUCCAGCAAGUCAGCAGAAGCCAAUCUUAAGUCUAGCCCUGAAGCUCUUCUCUUUUGCUGAGGGUCAGAAAAUCCCAAAGUCGUCUCUGCUGCUUGUGAUGCCACUGCUGCAGAUACUAUCUUCUACUGCCUUGGAAGACUGUAUGUCCCUGGAUGAGGACGGUCCCUCUAGGCAGCAGUUGGCCUUGAACCUUUUGGAAAUGGUACAGCAGGAGUGUUACAGAGACGACCUCCAAAAGCUCUCCUGCAGGCUUGCAUUCCCUGUUACCAGCAUGUAUGGCUCAAUGUUCACAGCCUGGAGGAUUCUGGAAGUAAUGAGAAGAGAAGCUGCAACAAGUGACUGGUUGGCUGCGGUGGAGUCUUUGCUUCCUAUUACCACAGAGAUCCCCAGGCACGUUUUCCUUCUGCUGGCUCACCUCCUUGUUGAAGAUAAGGGACAAAACCUUCACCAGAUAUUGAAAGUCACCACAGAAUUAGCUCAAGCAGAUUCCUCUCAGGUACCUAAUCUGAUUCCAGUUUUAAUGUUCAAAUUGGGAAGACCACUGGAACCUAUAUUAUAUAAUGACAUAUUGUAUACUUUACCGAUGCUUGGUGUUCACAAGGUGUGUGUAGGACAGAUUCUGCGAGUAAUCCAACUGCUUGGAACUACCCCACAACUAAGAGCUGUCACUUUGCGCCUAUUGACAUCUUUGUGGGAAAAACAAGAUCGUGUGUAUCCUGAGCUUCAGCGUUUCAUGGCCAUGUCUGAUGUGCCUUCUCUCUCUGUGGGCAAGGAGCUGCAGUGGGAAAAACUGAUUGCAAAAGCGGCAUCAAUCAGAGAUAUAUGCAAGCAAAGGCCCUAUCAACAUGGUGCGGACAUGUUGGCAGCCAUUUCUCAGGUGUUGAAUGAGUGCACCAAGCCUGAUCAAGCUACUCCAGCAGCCUUGGUGUUACAAGGUCUUCAUGCACUCUGCCAAGCUGAAGUUGUUUGUAUUCGCUCUACUUGGAAAGCCCUCUCUCCAAAGUUGAGUUGUGACACAAGACCUCUCAUUUUGAAGACUCUGAGUGAACUGUUUUCUCUGGUUCCUUCCUUAACAGUCAAUACAGCUGAGUAUGAGAAUUUCAAAGUUCAAGUGCUCAGUUUCCUCUGGACUCACACACAAAACAAGGACCCAAUUGUAGCAAAUGCUGCGUACAAGUCUCUGUCCCACUUUAGUGCAGGAGAACACACCAUUCUUCAUCUGCCUGAAAAGAUAAGACCAGAAAUCCCAAUUCCUGAUGAGUUGGAUGAAGAUGAAGACGAGGAGGAUGUGGAUCUUUCAAUUCCUGGUCCUUGCUAUCUGAAACUGUUGUCACUCACUGCUCCUUUGGUUUUACCAGCUUUGGAGGAAUUUUUUACAUCACUUGUGAAGCAAGAAAUGGUGAAUAUGCCACGUGGGAUCUAUCACUCAGCAUUAAAAGGAGGUAUCCGUUCAGACCAAGGAAAGACCAUAGCAGGAAUCCCCAAUUUUAUAUUGAAAAUGUAUGAAACGAACAAGCAACCAGGAUUGAAACCUGGCCUGGCAGGUGGUAUGUUAUUUUGUUACGAUGUUUCCAUGUACCAGAGUAAAGAUGGCAAACCAUUGAAUCGACUGAUGGCUAGUAGAGGGCGAAGCUUCAAGCAGACGUCACUUGCUCUUGUUCAUGAGGUUCACAUCCAGCUUUCAGAGUGGCAUCGUGCAAUCUUUCUCCCACAGGCCUGGCUUGCAUAUAUGAAUCGAGCUUAUCAUGCCAUCUUGCAGGGAAGAAUAGGAGAGCUGGAGCUGCAAUUAAAACAUGGGAAAGAAGGACCUGAGGAGGUGCAAUACAAAAAAGACACAGCCUGGCUUUGGGUCAGAGACAUGUUGACUGAUGAGAUCACCAAGACGGCUGCAAAGGAGAGCCCAGUGGUCAAAGGCAACGCACUGUUAGCCUUAAGCAGCCUUGCUGUCGUCCUAUUCAAACAUGAAGCCAGCCUCGCCUCAGACUCUGAUGGGGUCCUGGAGGUUCAACCUCAUUUCCUUCCAAUGAAAGAAUGGGUUUCCAUGGUGCUUGAUACUCUGCUGGUCAUUGUGGAUAGCCAUUACCAAACCAGAGGACAGCUUUUCUCCUGCUUUUAUCAUAAAUCCUAUUCUGGUGAAAACACAGCUAGUGCCAUUGCCCGUUCUGCUGCUGCCACGGCUUUGUCUCUCCUUGUGCCAGUUUUCAUUAUCUCUUGCAAAGAGAAGGUUGAGGAAAUCCUGAACAUGCUGACUGCCAGGUUACCUGGGAAACCAAGUGCUGAUGAAUCUCAAGCCGUGCAAAUCCACAUGGGCCUUGCUUUGGGGAUGUUUCUCUCUCGCUUGUGCGAGGAGAAACUCAGUGAUAUCUCUGGCCAACAGAUGAACCUUCUUCUGAUGAAGUCCUUGGAUGCCCUGGAGAACUGCUGCUUUGACGCUGGUCUUGAAUACAACACUGGCUGUAUAUUGGGAGUUGGACUUGUACUGUCUCUCAUGAGCCACAGCAGCCAAAUGGAGUCCCGAGUUCAUGUGGCUGCGUCGCUUCGGAGGCUGUCCACGUACCUAGAUGAUAGUGGGAGUCAGAGCCGAACAUUUCAGGAGGUGCUCGCUUACACCCUCAGCUGUGUGUGCACAUCAGCAUUCAGUGCCGGUAUCAUUGAGGCCACAGAGGCUGAAGAGACUAUGAACAAGCUUCGGCUGUUAGUGGAGAACAACCAGCAGACUUCGGGUUUUGCCUUGGCAUUAGGAAAUGUAGUUCACGGUUUGUCUCUAUGUGGGCAUGGCAAAGCUGAAGACUUGGGCAACAAACUUCUCCCUGGAUGGAUCAGAACUGUUCUAGCAGAGGGCACUCCCACAAUGCUUUGUCUGGCAGCUCUGCACGGCAUGGUGGCCUUGGUAGGCUCCGAAGGGGAUGUAAUGCAGCUGAAGUCAGAAGCCAUACAGACUUCACAUUUUCAAGGCAGACUUAAUGAAGUCAUUAGAACUUUAACUCAGGUCACCAGUGUCUCUGGGGCGAUUGGACUUCAGUCAAAUGCAAUCUGGCUUCUAGGACAUCUACAUCUCUCUACUCUGUCCUCAAAUCAAAGCAGAACCUCUGUUCCUACUGACUAUAGCUAUUUGCCUGAAAGCAGUUUUAUUAGAGCAGCCAUUGGCUUCUUCAUUACAGGAGGAAAAAAAGGUCCUGAAGCUGUGCCUCCUUCCCUUCUCAAAGUAGUUAUGAAACCCAUAGCAACUGUUGGAGAAAGCUACCAGUAUCCUCCUGCAAACUGGGCUGCGCUCCUUUCUCCACUUAUGAGGCUAAACUUUGGGGAAGAAAUACAGCAACUCUGCCUUGAAAUCAUGGUGACUCAGGCUCAGUCAUCCCAGAAUGCAGCUGCACUGUUGGGCUUGUGGGUGAUGCCACCCCUGAUCCACAGCCUGAGCUUGGAUAUCAAGAAAUACCUCCUGGUGUCUGUGCCUCUGUGGAUAAAACAUGUCUCUGAUGAACAGAUCCUUGGUUUUGUUGAAAACUUAAUGGUGGCAGUUUUUAAAGCAGCUUCCCCACUUUGCAAUCCUGAGUUAUGCCCGAGUGCCUUGCAGGGUCUGAGCCAGGCCAUGAAACUGCCCAGCCCUGCCCACCACCUCUGGAGUCUGCUCCGUGAAGCUACUGGGAAAAUUUUUGACCUUCUGCCAAAUAAGAUUCGGAGAAAUGAUCUAGAACUGUAUAUUAGUAUAGCAAAAUGCCUUUCGGAAAUGACAGAUGAUGAUGCCAAUCGUAUCUCCCAGAUUACUAAGAGCAACAUGGAAAAGGCUGUCUUUGUCAAGCUGUACUUAAUCUCUCAAGGACGAUUCCCCUUGAUGAGCCUAACUGAUAUGCUCAGUGUUGCUCUGCAGCACCACGAGAAAGAGUCAUUGGCCUGGAUGAUUCUGCACAGUUUGUACCAGGCACGGAUUGUGAGCCAUGCCAACACAGGUGUAUUGAAGAGAAUGGAGUGGCUCUUGGAACUGAUGGGUUAUAUCAGAAAUGUUGCUUACCAGUCAACACCUAUUCACCACGUGGCUCUUGAUGAGGCUUUGGACUUCUUGUUGCUGAUAUUUGCAGUUGCAGUGGUAGCGUGGGGGGACCAUGAGGCCCCACUCCUCCUUGGCCUCAGUGCCAGUUGGUUGCCAUGGCAUCAGGAGAAUGGCCUGGCUGAGCCAGAAUCCAGCUUCCUUGGCAGGAGUCCAAUGCACAGGGUCUCUCUGCAGGAGGCCCUCACUCUCCUUCCCAGUAGCAUGCUGCUUCUGCUGCAGAAAGAGCCAUGGAAGGAACAAACCCAGAAGUUCAUUGACUGGUUAUUCAGCAUCAUGGAAAGCCCUAAAGAAGCCCUCUCAGCCAAGUCCAAGGAUCUUUUAAAAGCUACCCUGCUGUCCUUGAGAGUCCUCCCAGAGUUUAAAAAGAAAGCUGUAUGGACCAGAGCUUAUGGCUGGUGAACAGUUUUGCAGCAACCAGAAGCAUUCUCAGCUGGAUGAGACAAAUCAUAGAAAUGGAAGGAAUUAAGAAUUCAUGUCUGGGAUUGGUGAGACAUUGAUCCUUGAUGUUAAGGGUCGUGAAACAGUGGCCACAUAACUGAAGCCUGACACAUUCAUUGCCAGGAGGAGGGGUACAUCACUUUGUUACCCAGACGAGACUGAAACAGGAACAUGAGUUUUCUUUAUUUGACUGGAUUUCAAUGUGAAGAUUUUCUUUGUGACAACUUGACUUUACCUUCUUCUAUCCCCUCAAUUCUAGUAAAAUAUUCUUGUGAACUUUG
Messenger RNA from Sciurus carolinensis (gray squirrel), 5815 nucleotides. It is a transcript of the gene Focad, whose product is annotated as focadhesin. NCBI's taxonomy places the organism in Eukaryota, Metazoa, Chordata, Mammalia, Rodentia, Sciuridae. The transcript is spliced from 44 exons. The record is from RefSeq and is a predicted model, not a curated record. Bases 90 to 5495 code for a protein of 1801 amino acids. Gene Ontology annotation, biological process: regulation of post-transcriptional gene silencing.